AUGGCAAAGUGGACAGUCGGGAUUCUGGCAAUGCAGUGCCUCACUGCCUCUGCUUUCUUGACAAGCGCACCAAGAACAACCGCAGCCUUGGCACGAAGAUCCUUUCGGACAUCAUCUGCCUUGGGGGCGACUCAAUAUCUUCUCCACUAUGAUUACAUUCCGGAUGUGCUCGAAAAACGGGGCCCUUAUCGAGAGGGACAUUUGGACCUGGCCAAGAAACUCAUUGCGGAGGGAACAUGCUUGAGUGGUGGACCCACGGGCGAACCAGGCAUGGAGGUGCCUUCCGGAGCCCUCUUUAUUUUCACAGAUUUGGAGGCGGCCCAACUGUUUGUCAAGGAAGACCCAUACACUCAAAAUGGCAUUGUGACAGGACACAGCAUCAAGGAAUGGAAUGUUGUGGUUCAAAAGGAAUGA
Molecule: messenger RNA, 414 nt
Organism: Seminavis robusta
Lineage: Eukaryota; Bacillariophyta; Bacillariophyceae; Naviculales; Naviculaceae
Source: the annotation of a GenBank genome assembly